UUAUAUCUUAGUAUUUAGGAACGUGGCACUCAAGUAUUACUCUAUAGCUUGUGUCAAGAUGAUGAUGAUUUGCUGUAUAUAAUUCACACUUGCAUUAUUCCAUAAUGUGUCGUAAAGAAACGUGGUUUCUCUUGGUUUUGUUUCAUUUGAAUGUAGAGGGAAAUGCACAGCUGAUUGGAGAAGAAAAGAAAUAUGUAUUUCUUGAACAAGCCGUAUUAGAGCGAGUGAGGCCUGCAGUACUAGAAAUGAUGGAUAAUCUAGAAACAAGAAUAGGGCGCCUGGAAGAGGAAAACAGACGGAUUUUAUCAGAGUUAAAAUCGAUAAAAGAUGCAAAGUCUUCAUCAGGAGAGGCAAUGAACGGAUGUCCCAUACAGAGUAACUGUGCUGUCAGUGGACUCGAAUGUCCAAGAUUUUACAUGGAUCCAACAACUCUCUAUAGUGCAGCCUUGUCCAGGGACAAACUUACAUUAUCUAACAGACAGCUGGAGAACACCUAUGACUGGCCAACAGGAACAGAUCCGACCCGAGUGUACCAAGGGGUCACGGGAUCCAGACCGAUUACAAAUUCGCAAAAGAUGUACUUCGAGACUGAUAUCUUUUACCAAAUAGAAGAGAAGUUAACGGCAACCAAUCUGGUUUUCGAGGUUGCAUUUGCAACAGAAAACGCGAUUGGUGAAAGUUACUAUGUAGGUAAACAAAAGGAGGCGUGGUCCGUUAAUGCUCAUAAUAAUGGAAGUACACAAGGUGUCACUCUCUUCUUCAAAAGUAAUGGAGGUUCUAUAAAGUACAGUGAGAGGCUAAGUGACGCCACUUCCGGUACAGAGAAAAACUUGACACUUGGCUUUUUCCUGAACAUUAUUGAUAAAAGUAUCACUGUGUUUGAUAUAAAAAAGAGCAAGACGAUAUAUACAUUCACAGAGGUGGACAGAUUAGCUGGACUGUGGCCAGUAUUUGGUGUUUAUCAAGCUAGAAAAACGUACGUGCGCAUUCGAUUGAACACUCAAAGGGACAUAAUCAGCGCACCGUGUGGGCUAUUCUAAAAGUAAAAUAAGGUUUCCAACUGCCAUUGUUAAAAAAAUAAGAAAGUGGAGUUUUUGUUAAAGCUUGUUUCAGAAAUAUAGUAAUUUGUUUCAAUAAAGUGACUAUACAAGCGAUUAAGUGAUAACAGUUUAAAAA
Pecten maximus is the source of this 1176-nucleotide messenger RNA. RefSeq lists its product as uncharacterized. Lineage: Eukaryota; Metazoa; Mollusca; Bivalvia; Pectinida; Pectinidae. The coding region runs from base 105 to 1040 and encodes 311 amino acids. The record is from RefSeq and is a predicted model, not a curated record. The transcript has 3 exons.